Molecule: messenger RNA, 1466 nt
Organism: Trichogramma pretiosum
Lineage: Eukaryota; Metazoa; Arthropoda; Insecta; Hymenoptera; Trichogrammatidae
Product: mevalonate kinase
Exons: 2
Coding region: 12-1184 (390 amino acids)
Biological process (GO): cholesterol biosynthetic process; isoprenoid biosynthetic process
Cellular component (GO): cytoplasm
Molecular function (GO): ATP binding; mevalonate kinase activity
Source: RefSeq, a predicted model, not a curated record
AUUUAAGCAAAAUGAUAUCCUUCAAAAUUUCUGCGCCCGGCAAAGUGAUUCUUUUUGGUGAACAUGCAGUCGUUUAUGGAAAAACUGCUCUGGCAGCCAGUGUUAAUCUUCGCAGCCAUCUAUAUUUUUCGGAGCUUGCAUCUUCAUCGGAAAAUCACGUUCACAUAGAUAUGCCCUUGGUAUCUUUAAACAAGAAAGUGCCAUUAUCAUUGAUACGCUCGAAUCUUCUAGCUCCUGAUUUUCCAAUUCUAUCGAUCGUUGGACACGACAUAUUUUACGAUAAAAUCGAAGCUUUCGUUAAGCUUUUGGAGUGUGCAGAUCCACGUCAGUUCCACAGCCUCUUGUGUUUAUUCUAUGCUUUGACUCAAACAGUACAAGACCGAGGAUUAACAGUCAAACCAUUCAAGAUAAAACUUGAGACGGAGUUACCGAUCGGCGCAGGUGCUGGUAGUUCUGCUUCCUUCGCCGUCUGCUUGACUGCAGCCUUCAUUCAAUGGGCUCGACUUCAAUCUCCAGAAGCCGAUGCUGCGUCGCUGUCUUCCUUCGAUUUUGAAACUCUUGGUCAAGUGUCGACUCACGCCUACAACUGCGAGAAGAUAAUGCACGGCCGGCCGUCCGGCAUAGACAAUAGUGUCUGUACAUAUGGUGCUGUUAUUCAGUUUCAACGUAACGAACCAAUCAAGUGUCGCACACUCGGUGAUAAACAGUUUCGUGCUUUGCUUGUUGAUACCAAAGUUGGUCGUAGUACCAAAGAUCUCGUUGCGCGGCUUGCUCAAUUAAAGAGCUCUUAUCCACAAAUUUUCGAUAAAGUUAUCAAUGCAAUCGACGAAGUUUCACUUUGCGCGAUCGAUUUAUUUCACAGAAUGGAGAGCUUGGAUGAGUGUUCGGACCGUAUGGAAAUAGAAUGCAAAGAAUUGAUGAAUUUAAUUCAUAUCAAUCAAGGACUUCUGAACACUUGCCAAGUAUCUCAUGCUUCUCUCGACACCAUCUGUAUAAUAGCUAGAAAUCAUGGAUUAGCCGCGAAACUUACAGGCGCUGGUGGCGGUGGAUUCGCGUAUGUUCUUAUACCGCCUUAUGAAUCUCACGAUAAAGUGCAGAAAUUAAACUCUGAACUUGUAUCUAAUGGUUUUUCUGUUACCGAAACAAUUCUAGGAGGUUCGGGUGUACAAAUUCACUCUGUUUAAUAUAUUUAUAAGAUAUAUGUUGGAUGCAAAAUUUAGAAGCUUAACAUUUUGUAUAAUAUUUUUUUAUUGUUCUUAAUUUUUUGCACAAGUUCUGGUGUUUGUAUUUUAAUUUUUAAAAUUAUGUUUACAUUUAUUAAGAUAAAAAAAUACCUUUUUACAAACAGUUUCAUUUUUGUACAAUUUCCUUUAAAAUUCCAAAUCUCUAGAAUUCAUACCUUAAUUGAAUUUUCAUUAUAGUUUUUUAGAUUGAUCAAUUAAUUUUUGUCUAUUUUAUUUGUUUUA